GCUCCAAAUUUAUCCAAAGUUAUCUUGAUUCAUUCAAUUUUCAUUUGAAUAACAUACCGUAUGAUUAUUUUACAAAAAAGAACACAAAGAAUGGAUGAAAAGGAAACCCAACCUCAUGGCAUAUGCAACAGAAUUUUCCACUUCAUGAUGAAUAGCCUAGUUUUACAAGCCAUUAAAAGGGUCACUUUGGGCCAUCAGUCACCAUCUGAUGCUGCUACCUGUGAUAAAUUUGGUAUUAAAAGUGACCAAAUAAUCGAAGGAACUUCAGGUAAAAGUAGAACUUCAAGGGCUAGGCUUAUGUUAGAGAACAACAAUACAGAAGACUCGGACAAGAAACUCUCAUCGAUUCAAGGCACUAAAGUUGACAAAGAGCUGAAGAACGAGUUCAAGUCGGGUGUUGCGGAUGAGAUAACAGAAGAAGGAAAAACAGCAUUACAACAAAAGAAGGCUCCCAAGAAAAUGGUUAGUAUCAAUGACAGAGUCGAGGAGAUACACAAAAUUAUGAAGAAAAGGAAGAGAAGCAGAUCAUUUGAUAAGUUUAACUCGUUUGAGAAUGGAGAAGACGAUGAGUCAAAGCCUUUGAAAUCAAUUCUAAAGGUGGGAUCUAAGAUAGAGACGCAUUAAUAUUAAAAAUAGUUGAUAUAUUUACAAGUCACCUUGCUAGGCUUUCUUUUAUUUGUUUUUGUUCAACCAUGUGUUAAAUGCUGCUCAUGGGAGAGCUACAUGUACAUAAAUUUAUGGUGACAAUAACUUGUGCAGUAACUCUAUCCAAGUACUGAUUUGUGUAAAGCAA
Molecule: messenger RNA, 793 nt
Organism: Cannabis sativa
Lineage: Eukaryota; Viridiplantae; Streptophyta; Magnoliopsida; Rosales; Cannabaceae
Exons: 1
Coding region: 61-624 (187 amino acids)
Source: RefSeq, a predicted model, not a curated record